UCAGCAAUUACUGUCAUGUUAGUGAAGGCGGGAGGAUGAGAAGCAUAACUUUUGACACAGUAUGCUAGCUUUGUCUGUCGCGGUUUAUAAAUGUCAAUGGUGUCGCUUAGGUUUAACGACAGGUAACUGCAGGCGUCUCCAGUGUUUGUAAACAUCGGCUCAGUAGCACUUCCUAAAUAACUGUGCUUCCGCUGUCAGCUCCUCGUCUGUUUUGAAGCUAACGCCAGCCUCUGUCUAUAGAUGUUGCUAAGCUAAUUUCUUAACGUCAACUUUUUGUCAGUUACCAUCCUAACAAAGUUGAUUCAUUGGAAUGGCAACAAGAAAACCCAAGGACGACGGUGCCAGCCUUCCUUUUUCUGCACUUCAGGUCCUGGCCCCGCCUGUGCGUCUGGUGUCUGCAGCUCUCUGGAAAGUGCUGAAGCAGAGGGACGUGAUGCAGUAUGGUGUUGUGGAGGAAUUCGUCACAUCCGCCUGCGAGACUGUUCCUGGGCUGCUCACUGUGAGACACCAGGGCAAGCUGGCACUGGGACUGAGAGCAAGGUUAAUCUUGGAGUUGUGCUCCACACAGCCUGAUGUUAAGGUGAUUAAGACACAUCUGGAAAGGAUCCGUGUUCCUACUUCAGCCCCAAAUGUGAGGAAGGAUGUAAAAAUUAUGAGAACAGUGGAACAUUUCCAUUCUUUUAUCCACACACUGCUGUCAGACCCAGAAAAGAGGGAGCAGUACUUCAAGAAAGAAUUUCCAGUGGAUUAUGGCUCAAACUUCGACAAGGAGCUGGAGAAGCUGCUGUGGGAGUUUUUGAUUCGACUGGACCAGCUGCUUCCAGUUCCAAACUUAGCUCAGACUGUGUCAUGGCUCAGUAACACCCCUGCUGUCCUGGAGGAGUGUGCACGUGCAGCAACCCAACCCCAGCUCCUGAAAAUUUUACUCCAGCAUCAAACCUGUCUGGGUCAUCUGGAGUCAGCAGCGUCCUUACCUCCAAACAUGGGAGACUCCAUCCUGACUUCACUUUCUCUGCCUCUGUCUGGAAUAGUAGCUUCAAAUCAGCAAACAGGAGCCAGACAGUCUGCUGUGGAUCAGUCAGACGACUCCCAGACAAGAGACAAAACCUCUUUUAUUGCACCUGUUAUCGGACUAAUAUCUAAUGAAGAUGUACCAGUCAUGAUCUCUGCUAAUAAAAGAAAGCUGCAGAGUGAUGAGCCAGCCAGCUCAAAAGAUUCAACAAAUCAAGAGAACUUGAAAUUCAGUUUGACGAAAGAGAAAGAAAAAGCUGAAGACAGUGGGGGGAAAGAGGAGAAGAGCUUAACUCAAAGCAGUGGAAAGAAACGCAAGCAACCUGACAGUCAGGAAAGUAGAUCUGAGCAGGAGACGGACGAGGAAGAAGUUUUAAGCAUGGCUAGAUCUGGGGAAAAGAGGACACGCAGGGACAGGCAGGGUAAAGCCGACCGGAGAUCAAAUGAGAGCGAGGAAAAUGGAGGACACGAGUCUACCACGGAAGUCAUGGCUACUGAUGUGACCCAGCUUGGUGUCCAUCUACCUGAAGAUCCAUUGCUCCACUCCAUUUUUGUCUCAUGUCUGACGAGACAACCCAGAGUGGUGAUUGAAAAACUGCUGGUGGCCUCAGCUGGCAGUAGCGGAUCCAGCAGAAGAGAAACAUUCUCCCAGAGCCAGAAGUCACCAGUCAAAGCACCAACACCUAAACGAACAAGCAUCCGUCUGACGCUUGCCUCAAAGCCUUCUGCUUUGGACAAUAAAGAAAAUCAUCCCGUAUCGCCGAGUGUCAGCGGCUCUCCCUCUCAGCAGCGGAGUAACACAGAGACGUUGGGCCUUUUAGGAGGGAGUGACGACUACGUGGCUGAUUCUGAGGAUGAGGCGACAAAGAACUUCAAAAGCAGACUGUUCCAGAAGCGCUACGUCAAGACCAAACACGGCACCUUUGUUCCCACUCUGAGGGAGUACUAUAAACCCGGGACGAUGACACGCAACUCGUUGUCCGCUGGCCGUAAACCGAGGUGAUGAAAUGGAUUGUCGUGUGUGGUGUUGGAAAACUAACAGCAGAGGACUUUGAAUCUGGCAGCGUAGACUCGACAUAAUUAUACAAAAUGCUUCAGUCACUGCGGCAGAUAAACAUUUAUAUAUAUGUCACUGAUUAUAGGAAGUGAUAAGCAAUUUAUUAGUACUUUACUUGACCAUGUGUAGAUUGUUUGUGCCAUAAAUAUAUUUUAAACAGAUCAUAUGUAAUAUUCUCAGUUAAUAAAGUUUUUGAUAUUGCAUAUUUUGUGUUGGAGAAAACUGUUAAUUUUUCUUUCACUUUAUCAUGAACUGCCAAUUUGGUGCAGAGGUUAUGACAAAAAAAUAAAGCAUGUUCUGAAACUGCUCUUGA
Acanthochromis polyacanthus (spiny chromis) is the source of this 2381-nucleotide messenger RNA. RefSeq names its product TERF1 (TRF1)-interacting nuclear factor 2 (gene tinf2). The coding region runs from base 311 to 2014 and encodes 567 amino acids. NCBI's taxonomy places the organism in Eukaryota, Metazoa, Chordata, Actinopteri, Pomacentridae. The record is from RefSeq and is a predicted model, not a curated record. Gene Ontology annotation, biological process: regulation of telomere maintenance via telomere lengthening; telomere capping. Gene Ontology annotation, molecular function: telomeric repeat DNA binding. The transcript is spliced from 10 exons. Gene Ontology annotation, cellular component: shelterin complex.